CCCGGCAACGCGAUGGCGGCGGCGCUGCGGGCCGGGCCGCGGCUGCGGCGGGCGCUGGAGAGCGGCGAGCUGGCGGAGCUGCCCGCCGCGCUGCGCGCCGAGCUGGAGCAAGCGCUGGCCUCCGAAGAGGCCGUGUUGUCCUUCAGCCUGCUGCGGAGGCUGCACGCCGCGCUGCGGGAGGCAGAGUCCCCGCUGUACCUGUAUCAGCUCCUGGAAGGCUGUGACGUCUACCUGCCCCCGCUGCCGGUGCCGCCGCGGAACCCCGAGCUGGUGGCCCGGCUGGAGCGGAUAAGGGCCAGGCUGGCCAACGAGGAGUACCGGCGGAUGACCCGCAACGUCACCGGCCAGGAGACGAGAGGGACAUUGUCAGAGAUUGGGAGGCAAGUUCGCUCCAUGAAGGCCGUUUUCAUCACUGUCUUCAACUUCAUCGUCACCGUGGCCACGGCCUUCGCCUGCACCCUCCUGGGCAGCCGCUACAUCUUCACCGAGCCAGCGGCGCACGUCCUGGCAGCCGUCAUCGUGGCCUCCGUGGUUGGUUUGGCCGAGCUCUACAUGAUGGUGCGGGCUCUGGAAGGGGAGCUUGGGAAACUCUGAUCCCUGGGAGUUGCAGCCCUCGUGUUGGAGGCUUUUGCCCUCCUCAGCAGUAGCUAAUUUGGGCCAGUUUUAUCUUCUGUUCUGUGUUUGUACCCGCUUCUGUUACCAGAAGACAGUGGCAUUCCUCAGCCCUCAUCCUUUGCUCCUUGACAUUCCCAACAUGACUGUGGAUUAAGCACCCCACGGGUGCAGAGGAGCAGAGGCUGUGUCUCUCCCCGCCCAGCACAGGGAGCGGCAGUGCCUCCCACCGUCCCUGCGUUCCUCUGAUGCUGCUGUCCUCUUACUCUGGAAAUAAAUAGCGGGCUGUGUUUGCAA
Colius striatus (speckled mousebird) is the source of this 909-nucleotide messenger RNA. It is a transcript of the gene VMA12, whose product is annotated as transmembrane protein 199. Gene Ontology annotation, biological process: vacuolar proton-transporting V-type ATPase complex assembly. The transcript is spliced from 6 exons. The record is from RefSeq and is a predicted model, not a curated record. NCBI's taxonomy places the organism in Eukaryota, Metazoa, Chordata, Aves, Coliiformes, Coliidae. Gene Ontology annotation, cellular component: endomembrane system. Bases 13 to 594 code for a protein of 193 amino acids.